AUGGAGACUGCGCGCGGACCCGAUCGAGCUGUCUCGCUCACUAACAGAUGCGGCGAGUCGAAGAGCCCAUAUGUGCGAUCGCAUAUCGACAAUCCGACCGCAUGGCAGCUAUGGACACCCGAGACUUUGGAACUGGCUCGUCAGACAAAUCGCCUCAUCUUCGUCAGCAUAGGCUACUCGGCCUGUCACUGGUGCCAUGUAAUGGCGCAUGAGUCGUUCGACGAUCCUCGCAUUGCACAGCUGCUGAACGAGCACUUCGUUCCCAUCAAGAUCGACAGAGAAGAAAGACGAGACAUUGACCGGCAAUACAUGGAUUUCCUUCAAGCGACCAGUGGUGGUGGAGGUUGGCCACUGAAUGUCUUCGUAACCCCAGAUCUUGAACCCAUCUUUGGUGGAACAUAUUGGCCGGGCCCAAAGAGCGAAAGAGCGCAGAUGGGUGGGACCACUUUUGAGCACAUCCUGCUCAAGGUCUCGCGUAUGUGGAAAGAGCAAGAGGCGAGAUUGAGAGCCAGUGGAAAGGAGAUCACCAAGCAGCUCCGCGAGUUUGCGCAAGAAGGACACAUUGGAGGUCGUGAUGGGAAGGGAGACGACAACGACGGCCUUGAGCUGGACUUGCUGGACGAUGCAUUUCAACACUACAAGAAGCGCUACGAUCGCAAGUUUGGCGGCUUUGGUGCUGCGCCAAAGUUUCCUACACCUGUCCACCUUAAACCGCUGCUGCGUGUAGCUGCGUAUCCCAAGGAUGUUCGCGAAAUUGUUGGAGAGGACGAGUCUAUCGAAGCAAGGGCAAUGGCUGUCAAGUCGCUCGAGAACAUAGCCAAGGGUGGUAUAAAAGAUCAGAUUGGCCAUGGUUUUGCCAGAUACUCCGUCACUCGCGACUGGUCGUUGCCACAUUUCGAGAAGAUGCUCUACGACAAUGCCCAGCUUUUACCAGUGUACCUCGAGGCGUACAUGCUUACAAAGUCGCUCCUGUUCCUGGAGACUACUCACGACAUCGCCAAGUAUCUUACUAGUGCACCAAUGGCAUCGGAACUCGGCGGCAUUUGCUCUGCUGAAGACGCAGACUCACUUCCCACCGCCGUUGAUCACCACAAGCGAGAGGGCGCAUACUAUGUUUGGACCAUGGACGAGUUUAAGAAGAUUCUGACUGAGGCAGAGGUUCAGGUCUGUGCCACCUACUGGGGUAUGAAGUCGGAUGGCAACAUCGACACGCAGCACGAUAUACAAGGCGAAUUGGUAGGGCAGAACACACUCUGUGUGCAGUACGAGCCAGCCGAACUCGCCAAGGAACUCAACAUGUCCGAAGACGACGUGAAGCGCGUUCUCGCAGAUGGCAGACAGAAGCUACUUGCCUACCGGGAAAAGAAUCGACCAAGACCAGCGCUCGAUGACAAGAUUGUGACUUCGUGGAACGGCUUGGCUGUGGGUGGUCUUGCACGUGCAGGCGCCGCGCUUGAUGUGCCUGAGUACAUCGCAGCUGCCGAGAAAGCUGUACACUGCAUCCGUACACAGCUCUUUGACGAGAACGCGAGGACUCUGAGGAGAGUGUACAGAGAAGGUCCAGGCGAAACCCAAGGCUUCGCCGACGAUUACGCCUUCCUGAUCUCUGGCUUGCUGGACCUCUACGAAUCGACUUUUGACAGCCAAUGGCUCGAGUUCGCAGACAUCCUCCAGCAGACUCAGACGAAGCUUUUCUGGGAUGCAGAGAAGUUUGGUUUCUUCUCUACGCCUGCAAAUCAGCCCGACAUCCUCAUUCGCACAAAGGAUGCCAUGGACAACGCUGAGCCCAGUGUCAACGGUGUCAGUGCCAUGAACCUAUUCCGAUUAGGCUCGCUACUGAGCGACGAAGACUACGAGAAGAUGGGCAAGCGCACAGUCGCUGCCUUUGAUGUGGAGAUCGGCCAGCACCCAGGCCUCUUCAGCGGCAUCCUUGGCAGCGUCGUUGCCUCGAAGAUGGGCAUGAAAGGAGUCAUGGUUGUUGGCGAUGGAGAAGUUGCUGAUAUUGCACUGCAAAGAGCGCGCGAACAAGUCAGACCCAACCACACCAUUGUCCGCGUUGGUGGUGGCGCGAAGAGCGAAUGGCUGCAAAGUCGCAAUGGGCUCUUGAAAGCUCUCGACAGUACGAGAAGAAUGGUACAGCUCUGCGAUGGUGGUGUUUGUCGCAUCUUGAACCUCAAGGAGGUGAAGAGCUUGUUUGAUGCGUGA
Fulvia fulva is the source of this 2205-nucleotide messenger RNA. RefSeq names its product Spermatogenesis-associated protein 20. The record is from RefSeq and is a predicted model, not a curated record. The transcript has 2 exons. Gene Ontology annotation, biological process: carbohydrate metabolic process. NCBI's taxonomy places the organism in Eukaryota, Fungi, Ascomycota, Dothideomycetes, Mycosphaerellales, Mycosphaerellaceae. The coding region runs from base 1 to 2205 and encodes 734 amino acids.